Catharus ustulatus (Swainson's thrush) is the source of this 876-nucleotide messenger RNA. It is a transcript of the gene PTTG1, whose product is annotated as PTTG1 regulator of sister chromatid separation, securin. The record is from RefSeq and is a predicted model, not a curated record. The coding region runs from base 226 to 801 and encodes 191 amino acids. Gene Ontology annotation, biological process: chromosome organization. Gene Ontology annotation, cellular component: nucleus; cytoplasm. Lineage: Eukaryota; Metazoa; Chordata; Aves; Passeriformes; Turdidae. The transcript has 6 exons.
CCCGGAGAUGGCGAUGGCGGCCGCGAGCGGCGGGCUCAGCCAAUUGGCUGCCGCGCGCGGAUCGAAGCGGCCAAUGGGCGCCUCGGGGCCGGUUUAAAGUGCGGCGCCGUUGAGCCUGGAGCUGCUUUGACGCGUUUGAGAGUGGUUCGGACUCCGUGGCUCCUGUGCUGUUACUUUCUAAGGGAUUAGGACUGGUCUGGGACUGGUGGUCUUAUCAAUCUGAAGAUGGCAACUCUGAUCUUUGUUGAUCAGGAGAAUAGCGAACUUCAUGCUCCCAAGAGUCAGCUGAAGCUCACUUCGAAAUCUUCAAAAGUCUUAGCUGAAAGAACACAAAUUAACACUCCACUUCCUAAAAAAGGAAUUAGUACUUCUCCAGUCACAUCUAAGUCUGUCAGAAAGGCUCUUGGAAAUGUGAAUAAAACUGAAGGAGUCAUGAACAAGAUGGAUAAGAUAAAACAGAAAAAUCAGCCUUGCACUGUGAACAAAACUGGAUUAGAAAGCUGCCAUACAGUGGCUGAAGAAGAUUGGCCAGAAAUAGAAAAUAUGUUUCCUGUGGAUCCUCAAGACUUUGAGAGUUUUGAUCUUCCUGAAGAACACAAGCUAAGCAAUAUCAAUCUGUGUGGUGUUCCCCUCAUGGUAUUUGAAAGGACAUAUGACAGAUGUGUAAAAAUGGUUCCUUCACCUGUGAAGAUUGAAGAUUGUGAGAUUUCAUGGCAAUCCAACUUGCUACAAUCAACUGUUGACUUCCUUGCUACCCUGGAUGAGAUCAUUGACAUGCCACCUCCAAAUUAUGAUGUUUAAUGUGUGUUCUGAAGUUUCUUUUGAGGUCAAAUUUCAUAUAGUUCUGUAUUUCAAUAAAGGCUAGUUUAACCUACA